This is a messenger RNA of Acaromyces ingoldii, 1404 nucleotides long. Its product is annotated as tryptophanyl-tRNA synthetase. Gene Ontology annotation, cellular component: mitochondrion; mitochondrial matrix. Gene Ontology annotation, biological process: mitochondrial tryptophanyl-tRNA aminoacylation. The record is from RefSeq and is a predicted model, not a curated record. Lineage: Eukaryota; Fungi; Basidiomycota; Exobasidiomycetes; Exobasidiales; Cryptobasidiaceae. The transcript is spliced from 4 exons. Gene Ontology annotation, molecular function: tryptophan-tRNA ligase activity; ATP binding. The coding region runs from base 45 to 1277 and encodes 410 amino acids.
UUAAGCUUUGUUCUCCUCUCGCCGACACGAUAGACGAUGGUGCAAUGAUGGUGUUUGCCUCGACGACAAGGAGCACGUUGCGCGGCGCAAGGCCAUCGUUGCGGCAAGUCGUCUCCAAUUGCCGAAACCGGAGAAGAGGUUUUUUCAGCAGCGCCGUUCGGAGUACCUCGAUAGCGUCAGGGCAAGCGGGAACGAAGGACGAGGCAGGGCCUCCUCGGACCAUCUUUUCGGGCAUCCAGCCAACGGGGACGCCGCAUCUCGGCAACUACCUGGGGGCACUGCAGAAUUGGGUCAGGCUGCAAGAGGAGGCGACCGCGACCGGCGACUCUGUCAUCUUUUCUAUCGUGGGUCUGCAUGCCAUUACAAUGCCUCAGAAUCCCCAGCAGCUCCGUGUGGAACGGAAAGACAUGCUUGCGAGCCUCUUGGCCAUCGGCCUGGAUCCAGAGCGGAGCAUUCUCUUUCACCAAGACCAGGUGCAGGAGCACGCCGAGCUGGCUUGGUACCUCAACUGCCUCACGUCCGUCGGACGGCUGAACAGAAUGACUACGUGGAAAUCCAAGCUUGCUACCGCUCGGGGGAGUUCCGAUGCGGCGGAAUCAGCCGGCGGCGGAGAGGAAGGGGCGCUGGCGCUGGGAUUGUUUGCUUACCCGGUCUUACAGGCUGCGGACAUCCUCUUGUAUCGUACGCAACAAAGGGCUACGCAUGUACCUGUGGGCGAAGACCAGGUCCAGCAUCUCGAGCUCUCGCGCGACAUUGCCGAUUUGUUCAAUCGGACCUACAAGCAAAAGCUAUUUCCCCCUCCUCAGCACAUCAUUACACCUACAAAACGGGUUUUGUCACUGCGAGAUCCGACCUCGAAGAUGUCUAAAUCGGCGCCGGAUGCAAGCUCGAGGAUCCUCAUCACGGACUCGCCCGACGUGGUGCGCUCCAAGAUCAAGAAGGCCGUGACAGAUGGCGAGACGCAGAUGAGCUACGAUCCGGAAAAGAGACCGGGAGUGAGCAACCUCCUGGGUAUUGCUUCCGCUCUGAUGGGAAGAGACGAUCCAGCUUUGUUGGCAGAGGACCUCAACAAGGAGGGCGGAGGCGGCGGAGCCCUCAAGAAUGCAGUUUCAGACGCCAUCAUCGAGGCCCUCCGCCCGAUACAGGAGCGUCUGCAGAGAAUCCAAAAUGAGCCGGCGUACCUUGCAGAGGUGGAGAGGAAGGGACGAGAAAAGGCCAGAGAGAGGGCGGGUCCGACGAUGGAAAAGGUCAGGAGACUCGUCGGUCUUUCAGAUUGAGAGAGCUGUGUACGAUAUAGAAUACAACGAGAAAUUCGCUCGAUAAUCUAUCGAGAGAGAAAGUGUGUGUAUGCACAAGAGAACAAGCGAACAGAGCAUGUUAAGAGCCCAGAACGAGCUUCUCUCC